This is a messenger RNA of Nerophis ophidion (straightnose pipefish), 5828 nucleotides long. RefSeq names its product transforming growth factor, beta 5 (gene tgfb5). The transcript has 7 exons. Lineage: Eukaryota; Metazoa; Chordata; Actinopteri; Syngnathiformes; Syngnathidae. Bases 2148 to 3416 code for a protein of 422 amino acids. Gene Ontology annotation, molecular function: type III transforming growth factor beta receptor binding; cytokine activity; growth factor activity. The record is from RefSeq and is a predicted model, not a curated record. Gene Ontology annotation, cellular component: extracellular region. Gene Ontology annotation, biological process: SMAD protein signal transduction; transforming growth factor beta receptor signaling pathway; BMP signaling pathway.
AAAAACUUAUUCAGGUGUUACUAUUUAGUGGUCAAUUGUACGGAAUAUGUACUGAACUGUGCAAUCGACUAAUAAAAGUUUCAAUCAAUCAAUCAAUCAGUACCAGUUCCACUUUCUUUUAUCCGGAUGCUAAGCUAACUAGUUGCGAGCUGUCACUUUAGCUUCUAUCUCCAUUUGCAGGCCGCCUUAUUUUUAGCGGGAAUGCAAAUAUGUGCCCACUUUGGUGAAGGAGUGAAAUGGUUCUUGUCCACAAGUCACACCGACACUCCCUCCUCGCAGCCUCCCACCCACACACCCACACACCCACACACCGUGCAUUUGUGGGCCUCCACGCCCCGCCUCCAGCUCGCCUGCUCGGACUGCGUGGCUCCGUCUCAACCGAUGAUGAUGAUGAUGAUGAUGAUGAUGAUGAUGAUGAUGGAGCUCCAUCUCUCAGCAGGUCUGGAGUCCACCUCUUCCACGCUGGAGCCGCCACAAGGAGCUUCUUUCAUUCACCUCGCCGUCUUUUAGCCUCACCUAGCGGGAUGUUUACGUGAGUCGCCAUGACGUCAACACGUCUCCUAUAGAGCGGGAACAGGAGGACUUUCUUCCGGCCGGCCGACGUUGAACUUUCUUUGGACUCGGCUAUGUGGCUCCUUUGGCCCAGCCUGUGUGCGAGCGGUCUGGCUUCCCCUCGGCGGACUUGCGAUGUGCUUCUGUUGGGUUUCUUUCCAGGAGGAUGGACAAUGGAGGCGGACAGAAGACUUCAUUAUUCGGCCUUUAAUUAGCACUAAGGAUUGUUCUAGAACGCAUCGCGUUCUCAUAAGAGUUUCGCCUUUUUUUUUAACACUGACAUUUCUUUAAAAGUUGUCUAACAAACAUUUUGGAGGGGGGCUUAAUGUGACUUUUUGACGGUUUCCUGGUGAGGUGCGUAAUUGUUGGUUACAGUUGAUGAGUGGUUUUAAAUGCGAUUUUGUGACUUUUAACUUUUUUUUUAACUCUUUUUUUUUUUUUUUUACAUUUUUUUGGGCCUGAAUGUGACUUUUUGACGGUUUAUUGAUGAGGUGGUAAUUGUUGGUUACAGUUGACGAGUGCUUUUAAAUACGAUUUUGGGACUUAACGUUUUUUUUAACUCCUUGUUUUUUUUUAACUCUUUAAAAAAAACUUUUUUAGGCCUGAAUGAAACUUUUUGACGGUUUCCUGGUGAGAUGUGUAAUUGUUGAUUACAGUUGACGAGUGGUUUUAAAUGCAAUUUUGGGACUUUUAAAUAUAUUUUUUUAAACUCUUAAAAACGUUUUUUUUAAACAGUUUUGUAGGCCUGAAUGUGACUUCUUGAUGAUUUCCUGAUGAGGUGUGUAAUUGUUGGUUAUAGUGGAAGAGUGGUUUAGCAGAACCUGAUAUCAGCCUCCUUCUAAAAUCAAUUUUGGGACUUUUAACUCAUUAAAAAAAAAAUAUAUAUAUAUAUAUUUUUUUUUUAAAUAAGUACAAUUUGUUUAAGGCCUGAAUGUGACUACGACGGUUUCCUGGUGAGGUGUGUAAUUGUUGGUUACAGUUGAUGAGUGGUUUUGAAUGCGAUUUUGGGACUUUUAACUUUUUUUUUUUCAAACUCUUUUAAAAAAAAAUAAUUUUUAAACACUUUUUAGGCCUGAAUGUGAGUUCUUGAUGAUUUCCUGAUGAGGUGUGUAAUUGUUGGUUACAGUGGAAGAGUGGUUUAGCAGAACCGGAUGUAAGCCUGCUUCUAAAAGCAAUUUUGGGACUUUUAACUCUUAAAAAAAAAAAAAAAAAAACUUAAAAAAAAAAAAUACAAUUUUUUUUUAAGGCCUGAAUGUGACUUUGACAGUUUCCUGAUGAGGUGUGUAGUUAUUGGUUACAGUUGAAGAGUGGUUUUAAAUGCGAUUUUGGGACUUUUAACAUUUUUUGAAAUCUUUUUUUCUUUAACUCUUUUUAAAAAAAACAUUUUUUAGGUCUGGAUGUGACUUUUUGAUGGUUUCCUGAUGAGGUGUGUAACUGUUGGUCACAGUGGAAGCGUGGUUUAGCAGAGCCUGAUAUCAGCCUGCUUUUAAAAGCGAUUUUGGGACUUAUAACUAUCCACGCUUGGCUUUAGUUAAAAAGUCUCCUCCAGGAGUUCCUUCCCCACAGUCGGACUACCAUCCCUCCCUCCGUGGACAAUGUGGCUGUCUCGCCUGGCCUUGCUGCUUCUCCUCCGGCUGUCCGUGGCCUUGGUGAAGGGCAUCAACACGUGCCAGUUCAUCAACUUGGACGAACAGAAGUCGCGGCGCAUCGAGGCGGUGCGCGGACAGAUCCUGAGCAAGCUGCGCAUCCAGAGCCCCCCGGACGACGACGACGACGACGAGGCGGCGGUGAGCGGCGCGGUGCCCCCGGAGGUCAUGCUGCUCUACAACAGCACCCGGGAGCUGCUGAAGGAGCGCGCCAGCUUUGGGGAGUCGCAGGCGUGCGAGCGAGAAAGCAGCGAGGAGGACUACUACGCCAAGGAGGUGCAAAGGAUCGACAUGCUGCCACCCACGCAAACCAACGCAGUGCAGCUGCUGCCACUCAAUCCGUAUUACAGAAGCGUCCCGUUUGACGUCAGCAGCGUGGAUUUGACCAACAGCACCCUGGUCAAGGCUGAGUUCAGGAUCUUCCGGGCCCCGAACCCGCAGGCCCGCGCCUCUGAGCAGAGAGUGGAGAUCUAUCAGGUGCUGAAGCCGGACGAGGAGAGCACGUCCACUCAGCGUUACAUAGACUCUCGCACCGUCCAGCCGCGUGCCAGGGGUUCCUGGCUCUCUGUGGACGUCACGGACACGGUCAAGGACUGGGUGUCAGAGCCGGAGAAUAAUCUGGGUUUGAAGCUGGGCGUCCACUGUCCUUGCUGCACCUUUGUACCCUCCACCAACAACAUCGUGCCCAACAAGAGCGAAGAACUGGAGGCUCUCUUUGCAGGCGUGGACGACGAGCAGCUCCGCCAGAUCAAAAACCAAAGCCAGGUAAAAGGUCAGGGGGAUUUCAGCACCAAGACGCCUCACCUCAUCCUCACCCUGCUGCCCAGCGACAGAGUGGAUAAGCCCACCAAGAGAAACCGCAAGAAAAGGGCGGCGGCGGCCACCGACGCCGCCACCUGCUCCCGCGGCUCCGAGUCGGGCUGCUGCCUGCGCUCGCUCUACAUCGACUUCAGGCGGGACCUCAACUGGAAGUGGAUCCACGAGCCCAAAGGUUACAAGGCCAACUUCUGUGCUGGAAACUGUCCUUACCUGUGGAGCGCCAACAACCACUACAACAUGAUUCUGCCGCUGUACAACAAACUCAACCCGGAAGCCUCGGCCUCGCCCUGCUGCGUCCCCCAGGACCUGGAGCCCCUCACCAUCAUGUACUUCAUCGGCCGCUCGCCCCGCGUGGAGCAGCUCUCCAACAUGGUGGUGAAAACCUGCAAGUGUCGCUGACGGGUCCCGCCCCCACCCCCGCAUCAACUUCCUGUAAAUACAACUGCUCUCGCCCGUGCCGUUUGCCCCGGACCUUGGCGAGAUGAAGAAAGAGGAGCCGUGUCCCAGCCCGGGUCCUCCCUGGCUGCCAGCGCCCUGUGGUCCCUCAAGUCUGCCCGCCCGGCGUAAACAGGAUGUGAACGCUUUCCACACAGCUUCCAUUUUAAGACCUGGCCCCGCCUCCUUCUGGCAUUUGUGGCGGGAGGACAGACAUGGGCGGGGCGAUAUUUGUCGUCCUCCUUUUUAUGUUUUUUUUUAUUCAUUAUUCUCUAAAAGUAUCCACUCGUCAUUUUUCCUCGCUUCUGGCCAAUGUUGGAGAGAAAGUAGAAAUAAAAGAAAAACAUCCAUAGGCUUCGUUUUUAAAUAUAGACUCUGGUAUGCCAGUGGUUUCACUCUCUGCGUGUUUGUGUGUGUGUGUGUGUGUGUGCGUGUAUAUCUAUCCUUCUUGAGACAUGAAGAAGGAAAAGUAUCUUCCAUAUGAGGAGGUGUGAACAAGUGAUGACAUAAAUCAUGGUCUCAAUAACAUUGCAUCUAAUAGAGAGCCAAGUACUAGAGUCUGUGAACAUUGCUCCAAAGUCAGGAUAUUUUGUUGAUUUAAAGGCCUACUGAAAGCCACUACUACCGAGCAUAGUCUGAUAGUUUAUAUAUCAAUGAUGAAAUAUUAACAUUGCAACACAUGCCAAUACGGCCUUUUUAGUUUACUAAAUUGCAAUUUUAAAUUUUGCGCGGAAGUAUCAUGCUAAAACGUUGCGGUAUGAUGACGCGUGCGCGUGACGUCACGUAUUGUAGAGGACAUCUUGUUCCAGCACCGUUCCCAGCUAUAAGCCGUCUGUUUACAUCGCAUAAUUGAGUACCUUGAAGGUAGAAAAGCGCUAUACAAGUACAACCCAUUUAUUUAUUUAUAAUUCCACAGUGUUAUGGACAUCUGUGUUGCUGAAUCUUUUGCAAUUUGUUCAAUGAAUAAUGGAGACGUCAAAGAAGAAAGCUGUAGGUGGGAAGCAGUGUAUUGCGGCCGCCUUUAGCAACACAAACACAGCCGGUGUUUCAUUGUUUACAUUACCGAAGAUGACAGUCAAGCUUUACUAUGGAACAGAGAUGUCAAGCGAACACGGUUGGAUUGGACCACACACACAAAGUACAGUGUAUUAUGCAGCGAUCAUUUCGAAAGAUCGUGUUUCAAAGAGGGUCCCUUGCGAAGGGCAGAGAUGGGCAUUGCCACCACCCGUCGACUGGUGCUGAAGAAAAGUGCGGGGCCGACCUUCAGGUUGUACAGGUACGACCAUAUAAUCUCCCUAAAACACAAGUAACACAAUAAGCAGAUUUUUUUUUUCCCCCUAGUCCUUCACUCUCACUUUCCUCAUCCACAAAUCUUUCAUCCUCGCUCAAAUUAAUGGGGAAAUCGUCGCUUUCUCGGUCCGAAUCGCUCUCGCUGCUGGUGGCCAUGAUUGUAAACAAUGUUCUGAUGUGAGGAGCUCCACAACCCGUGAUGUCACGCGCAUAUCGUCUGAUACUUCCGGUAGCAACCAAAAGUUGCGAACUUUAUUGUCGUUGUUCUCUACUAAAUCCUUUCAGCAAAAAUAUGGCAAUAUCGCGAAAUGAUCAAGUAUGACACAUAGAAUGGACCUGCUAUCCCCGUUUAAAUAAGAAAGUCUCAUUUCAGUAGGCCUUUAAUGUGCAUACAAAAGUAAACAUUGAUUAGGGCAAAGGCAGCAAUAUAUGAUACAACAAGACCAUGGGAUUAACAACAAGAUUUUUCAAAGUUACUGUGUCUCGCUUUUAAAAGUGCUCCUCCUCUGGCCAACAUAUGAAAUAAGAAAUGUGUGUAAGAAAUUCAAAUGCAAAUUAAUUAAAAAAAUAAAAUAAAUAUUAAUGUAGAGACAUAAUGUACUACCUUAAAGUAAAUAAUGAAGAUUAAAAACAAAAAAAUACAAAUAAAUGAACUAAAAGCUGUCUUUUUCUUAGCAUGGGUCGACUUUUUUUCUUAGAAAAUUGGGAAUGUUCUUUUUGUGAGAUGAUUACUUUUUUAUGUAAAAAUAUUAAUUUUCAAUGCAAAAUUCAGACUUGUAUCACGAUAUUGACCAUUUUUUUUGUUGUUUUUGUAAAAAAGUGACAUUUUUGAGUAAAAUUUUGACUUUUGUGACAAUUUUCCCAAGUAAAAUUCCGAUUAGUAUUACAAUAUUGCCAAUAAAUGUUUAGUUUUCUUAUAAACUGUUGCUUUUGUUGAAUAAAAUUACGACUCUAAAAUUGCCCAAAUUUGAAGCUUUUUUUGUAAAAUUGCGACUGUUAUUGAGUAAAAUUACAACUUUUAUCAUAAUAUUGCACAAAUGUUCAGUUUUUGACUUGCGUUGAAUAAAAUGACGACUUUUAUUAUAA